AUGUAUUUGUUGUUUCUCUUCUACAUCUCGCUCGUUGCCUCUUACGGCAUGAGCCGUUUCGGCCCUAGUCUGGAGGACAGGAAAGAACAAUACGUCAAAGGAUUGGAGGAAAGAUCUUCUAAAUUGACCGAUCUGGUGGCUGUUUGUGCCGAAUACUACGAUGUCGUCGCUUCCAAGAAGUUCUCUCUGGAAGGCCACAUUGUAUAUAUUCAGUCUGUUGAAGGCGAAAGUGCCCAUAUCGAGAAUCCUCACGAGAGUGUGUCUGUUUGGGCUAAAUACCGCAAGGUUAGGUUGUUCAAAAACUGCAUUGAAACCGCUGCUCAUGUCGAGUUUGUGGAUUCCGAGGCACAGUUGGAAAAUAUCAAGGUCUUGAGUGAUGACAGAGAAAACUGGGUCAAAGCUGCUGAGCGUAAGAUGAAGCAAGGCUACUAUCCACCAGAUAUGUACUACUACGAUUGA
Candidozyma pseudohaemuli is the source of this 459-nucleotide messenger RNA. RefSeq lists its product as uncharacterized. NCBI's taxonomy places the organism in Eukaryota, Fungi, Ascomycota, Pichiomycetes, Serinales, Metschnikowiaceae. The record is from RefSeq and is a predicted model, not a curated record. The transcript has a single exon. Bases 1 to 459 code for a protein of 152 amino acids.